AUGCGGCUCAGCUGGUGGAGUGCCUCCGGGCGCACUCGCAUGUCAGGUGGGCUGUCUGGUGGGCUGUCUGGUGGGCUGUCUGGUGGGCUGUCUGGUGGGCUGUCUGGUGGGCUGUCUGGUGGGUUGUCAGGUGGGUGCUGUCACAUGCCGGGUGGGUAUAAUGGCAUGCCGUUGUUUUUGCUGAGUGAUGCUCUUCGCUCCUUCCAAUCCCUCCGCAUGCCACGAGUGCAAGCGGUGGCAGCACGUUACGCUGCUGCUUCAAAGAAGCUGUAUGACGAGAAGAAAGGGAAGAACGCAGCAGGGAAUGAGGGAGGAUCAGGCGGUGAAGGAAGUGAGGCGGAUGCAACGCCAAAGUUUGAAGAGGUUCAAGCGGCAAUGGCUGCAGUGGCGGCACGAGAGGGGCGUGAUCCCGACGAGGACCUAUAUGGUUAUGACAUUGUGGUUUGGGAGGAGGAGGAUCAUCGUGUUGUGAGUGCUCUGCACUAA
Messenger RNA from Closterium sp. Naga37s-1, 486 nucleotides. Lineage: Eukaryota; Viridiplantae; Streptophyta; Zygnematophyceae; Desmidiales; Closteriaceae. The record is from the annotation of a GenBank genome assembly.